Pyricularia oryzae 70-15 is the source of this 1252-nucleotide messenger RNA. RefSeq lists its product as uncharacterized. Gene Ontology annotation, cellular component: trans-Golgi network; Golgi membrane. The transcript is spliced from 2 exons. The record is from RefSeq and is a predicted model, not a curated record. NCBI's taxonomy places the organism in Eukaryota, Fungi, Ascomycota, Sordariomycetes, Magnaporthales, Pyriculariaceae. Gene Ontology annotation, biological process: Golgi to plasma membrane protein transport; protein localization to Golgi apparatus; Golgi to endosome transport. The coding region runs from base 504 to 1154 and encodes 216 amino acids.
UGCGAGAUGCUUGUUUUCUGGGACAACAACCAUCAACAAGGCAGCACAGCGCAUUGUAACUCAAAAUUCCCGAGAGCUUGGCCUUUACCCACAGCUCACUCAUAAACAGCCGCAACCUAGGCAGACUCAGCUGUCGCCUUGGGUUGUUACCAGAACCUCUCUCCACUGAUCUUUGGAGAUCUCGACGCAAAAGUCUGUGCCAAACCAACCGCUUGGACAUCAUCGUUCGUCCCAGCCAUCCACCAUCUUCGGCAGCAUCCUGAAGAAGCUACGAUCUUAGCUUCUCGGACAGCGGUGGACUGGUUGUUUUGAUUUUGGCUUUCUUUCAACGACAUAGCGCCGUAGUCUAAUUCAGCGCAAUCUAUCUACCUGUUCCAAAAAGUCUCGCGACCAUAAUUCCAGUUCGGUCAAGUUGAGCAAAAGACAAGACUUCAGCAUCUGCAGCCAAUGGGAGCAACCUGACCUCUGGGGCUACGUACGCGCAACUCAACAAGUCAGACACAAUGGCGCGGCGUCGCCGGCCCCCGCGCGCCGGCGCGCUGACGGAGCUCCCACCGCUCAAGAUCAUCUCCCAGAUGGCGAUCCUGCAGGUCGCCUACUACGCCGCUGCCCUGAUCCUCAUGGUGUUCACGGCGCUCGUCUACGGCAAAAAGUUCUCGAUGGAGUGGUUGUUUGGGUGGGAGCCCGUGCGAGGGGACACAACAAUGGGGUGGCUGAUGGCUUUCACAUGGCUGGUUGACGGGGCGUUGGUUGUUUCGCUCGGCCUGACGCUCGUCGUCGCCCGCUCCAAGCUCGUCCCGGACUUUGCCAUUUCCCUACACGUCAUCCACCUCAUCAUAACGACGUUCUACACGGGGCAGGUGCCGCGCAGUCCUUUUUGGUGGCUCACCAUGGCGGUAUCGAGCGCGGCGGCCGUGGGGUUGGGCAUGUGGGGUUGUCAGUACCGCGAGCUGAGGCCCAUGUUCUUUGGGGGAGGACGGUCGUCGGCCAAUGCAUCCGGUGGCGGGAACGGCGAGGGAAGCAGCAGUGUGGGACAUGGUACGGAUGGUCGCGAGGAUGAUGAGGAGGGAUUCUCCAGGGGUAGAGGUCGCGGGAGAGGCCGGGACAGUAGAGGUGAGUACGAAAUGAUGAAGAUGAAUGGGAAUACGGACUAAGGCUUGGGUGGAUUGGCGGCUGUAGAGCUGCAUAUAUAUAUAUAUAUAUACUUUAAUAGAGGAGUAUUAUCGACAUACGAAAGCAUGAGCAAGACGCA